Messenger RNA from Echinococcus granulosus, 3633 nucleotides. RefSeq names its product JNK-interacting protein 3. Gene Ontology annotation, molecular function: MAP kinase scaffold activity; kinesin binding; JUN kinase binding. NCBI's taxonomy places the organism in Eukaryota, Metazoa, Platyhelminthes, Cestoda, Cyclophyllidea, Taeniidae. Gene Ontology annotation, biological process: vesicle-mediated transport. The record is from RefSeq and is a predicted model, not a curated record. Bases 1 to 3633 code for a protein of 1210 amino acids. Gene Ontology annotation, cellular component: cytoplasm. The transcript is spliced from 23 exons.
AUGUCAGAGAGCCAGGAAUUCUUAGAGGCAGACUUGAUUAGCAGUCACUUUAGCAAUGAGAAUGAUGUCAACCUACAUAACUUGUCUCUUGAUGUCUGUGCGGAGUUCGAAAAGAUUGUUGAAGAGUUUGGUAAAGACUCAUUUCUUACACUUGGAUCACUUGUGGCAAGGGCCAUGGACACCCUACAUGACGUUUAUAAGCAAAGGGAUAGAAUUAUUGGCGAAUUGGAUAGACUUAAGCAUGACCACGCCCUCCUUAUUACAAAAUAUGAAACUGAAAGAACUGAAUCGAAAAUCCUGGGAGAGCGCGUCUUUGAUCUUGAGGAUGCACUUCAGGACAAACAUAAAGUGAUCGAAGAGCUGAAGUCCUCGUCUGCGUCGACCAAAAAGCUCCUUGAAAUGAAACUAAAGAAUGCAAGCGAUCAUAUUUCACGACUCGAGGAAAGGGAUAGGGAGCUGCAGACGACCUACGCAAAUCUGCGACAACGCUACGGCGAGCUGUUUCGAGCUCACGUCGAAUUGACAGAGCGUCUUCGUACCUCCGCGGCAGAUGGUGACAAUAUUCCAACUUCCUCAUCGACUAAGUUCAAGGUGCAUUCCUCUGAACCUGAGGCAUGUUCGUCCACCACCACUGCAGUCGGCGCCGUUAAUCCGCUUAUGUUUAUAUCUCACAAGGGUGAUUCGCCCUAUGAUUGGGGCAUUCAACAUCAAACGCACCAUGACUCUGAAGAUAUCAUUCCCGAAAUUGCUCUGGAUGCUGACGGUUCGCCAUUUUCAAAACUCUCAGCAGACGAGAACUAUGAUGACAACUCUAAUUCGGAGGAGGCUGACACUUCUCUACCGUCACUUCUAAAGGACAACAACACCAAAGAAUUUAAUGCCAGUAAGGAGGUGAGCAAAUUGGUGAACGAUUUCAAUGAACUAGAGAAGACUAAUAACGCCCUCAAAAUUGUUAUCAACGAUCUCCUGACAAACACGGAGGAAUUAAACAGCGAGAAAAUAGAAUUGAAGGAGACACUGAGCCAGAUGCAAAUAGCUCGUUCCAGCAUGCUUUUACACAUCAAGCAGCUGGAAGAGGACAAUACUCGAUUGAAAAGGGAACUUGCUGAAGCCCAGGAUGCGCAAAAGCAGUUGGUGUUGAACGAGACUCCUUUCUCCAAGCGGACGCGUUUCACUCGCGAAGAAAUGGCCAAAGUACUGAUGGAGCGCAUUCAACUGCAGGAGGAUGUCUGCAAUCUGCGCGAAAAACUCUCCAUUGUCAGCGCAGGGCGCUACCGUGAUGGCAGUGACGGAACGCAGGUGCUUACGGCUGGCAGCAACCGAUUCAUGAUCUUUUUUUCGCGUCUCUUCCAACGCCACGGUCGAAGAUCCGCACCGACGGUGUCCUUUGAUACCUCAACGUCGGGCAUUUCGAUGGACUUCGGCGAGGGGCGCUUGUUCGAUGCUGAAGUCGCAGGGUUGACAUCAAGCAGAAAUAAUAACGCUGUCAAGGCAGCCUGCAGCAGCGAGUCUUGGUGGCUCCCCCUACCAAUCACUCCGAAGCCCUGUGCGCCGGAGCCCGUAGUAAUGCAGAGCGCCUCUGUUCGACGAGCCUCGGAGGCUGCCAAAUCCAACCAUUCGUCUCCUUCUCUGCGUCCUCCUCCCCUCCCACCUCUACCUCAGCUUCUCUACCGACGACCCUUUUCAGAGGCGCUGUCUGGUCAAAUGCGGUUGACUUGCGUCACGUGUCUCUUCUCGGACAUCGGGGCCUUGCUUCCCUCGGGCGAACUGCUGGCUGGGCGAAGCCUCUUCUUCACCCCCACGGCAACUGUCCCUACUCAAAGCUCUAUUGGUGAGAACCUUUCCAGUCAGCUCUGGACGUGUCUCGUGGGUGUGUCCGACACCGCCACCCUCACCACCACUAACAGCAGUGCUGAGGUGGUCGCCUCGAGCGCUGUAGACUCCAAACCGUCAUUAUGCAGUCAGGUGGUGGUGGUGGAUGCCAAUGCACCCUCUCGCUACGUGGACUCCUUUUUUCUAAGACGCUCUAUUGUCACUUGUAUGGCCGCGGUACCAGGAGCUAAGAAACUCGACUAUGAGGUGCUGCGUCUUUUGAACUCCAUCUGGGAGUCUAUCCCGCUUGCAGAAGGCAGCACCUCUGCAUCUUCCUCCUACAUCCCUCAUCCCUCCGCCUCGGGGCUGGAGGAGACUACGAUGGCAGAGGUGGAAGUGAGUAUAGGGAACGAAGAUGAGGACUGUACAGCUAGCAUCCAGACAAGCAACACACUUUCCUCUCUGCAUCACUUUGUCGCAAGUGCGGGCAAGGCGCGCACCUCCGCAUUUGAACCCGACAUUCAUUUGGAGGGUAAGCCUGGAGACUUCUACCGAGUGGAGAGACAGCGCUUCAAGAAGAUAUCUACCAGUUCUGCUGCUAUUUCCGACACUUGCUCCGAGGUAAUCUGGGAAGCGGCGAGCGCCCAGCAGACUGUCUGGCUGGGCUGCCAGAAUGGUGACGUCUUCGUGCACAGUUGCGACUCUACACAGCGCAGACCCCUUCUAUCCACUCGUCUUCCCAGUGGUGUCGUUGCUAUUUGCCACUUUUCUGGCCGAGUCUUCAUCAGCCUUGUCGACGGCCACAUUGUCGUUUUCCGUCGUCAGCUUCACCGUCCUGAGACCCAACCACCCGCUCCAAGGUCAUCGACGCCCCUUGGAGAGGGCCACGUGACCACUACCCAACAGCCUUGCAACCAGCUAUCCAUCAGAGAGGAGUUGUCAACCUCCGAAGCAGCCGGAGCGUGGAGCCUUGCUGAGGCGGUGGUCAUCCGCUGUGCACCCACCGGCCAAUUCGCCAUAAAGGCUCUGGCCGUGGUGGAGUCUGCGCUCACUCUCUGGGCUGCAUACAGGAACCGGAUUAUCGUAAUAGACGCUACAACUUUCCAACGUCUCCACACAAUCGAGGUGGUCCCAAAUGCCAGUGUCGUCGUUCGCAACCUUUGCUGGACCCGUGAUGGUGUUUGGAUAUCAAUACGCAAAGACUUCAUCCUUCGUCUCUUCAACGCCUUCACCUAUGAACCGAUGCAGGAGUUGAAUCUGGCCUACAUCAUUUACGAGACUGUUGGAGCUCCAAAUUCUCAACUACAAUUGAACUCAAUGGCAGUUUCAGCGAUCGGAGUUUCACCAAACCAUCUCUGGAUCGGAACUAACGGCGGACAUGUUGUCUGUGUACCGUUUAUUCAAACACCACCCUCCUCUACCACUCUUGCCAACUCGUGCUCCUCAGAUCUCAGUCAUGGCGCCUACGUAAAAAGCGACUGUGGGGAAAAUGCCUUACCACUUUCUGCUCAAGUGGAUUUGUCCGGCACCGCGGUGAGUAGAUGCGGACACGCGGAGGCGGUGAGUUCCUUCACCCUCACUUUUGGGAACAUGUCGUCUACCCCUGUCCAUGCAACCACUUCCAGCACUCCGAUUAACGCCACAAAAGCUCCCUCUACGACUUCCAAUAGUCAGGGCCUUCUCAUGAUCAGCGGAGGUGUUGGUUAUUUGGAACAUCAUCGAGAUGUUUAUGGUGCAAAAGUCACAGAAAAGCGCAUCACUAAUCCGCCGAGUCACCUCCUUGUCUGGUCCCUUUCUCACGAGCAUUCGAUACCUUCCUAG